This is a messenger RNA of Mus musculus (house mouse), 1104 nucleotides long. RefSeq names its product U1 small nuclear ribonucleoprotein C (gene Snrpc). Lineage: Eukaryota; Metazoa; Chordata; Mammalia; Rodentia; Muridae. The record is from RefSeq and is marked validated. Gene Ontology annotation, cellular component: Cajal body; nucleus; U2-type prespliceosome. The transcript is spliced from 6 exons. Gene Ontology annotation, biological process: spliceosomal snRNP assembly; mRNA splicing, via spliceosome; mRNA 5'-splice site recognition. Bases 425 to 898 code for a protein of 157 amino acids. Gene Ontology annotation, molecular function: mRNA binding; nucleic acid binding; pre-mRNA 5'-splice site binding.
AUCCUUUGCUCGCGUCGGCGCAGCCUGUGUGCGUCAGUUCCUGGCGGCGGGGAUCGGGGUAGCCAACGGCUUGUGGAGCAUCAUGCCCAAGUGAGUGUGGCCCUGGGAGCAAGCGGACUUGCGGUGGUUUUAUUGUGACUACUGUGAUACGUAUCUUACCCACGAUUCUGUAAGUGGCGGGUCUUUUUUAUAAUCCUAAAACGCCUUGUAUGCAAAAUUCUUUUUCUUUAGGUCCAGGUGUGUGCAUUACAGUCUCCUGGAAAUUUUAUGACAACCUUUCUUAGAAAGUAAUUAGGAAGCGGGUGUUUUUUCCCACCCUUUUUGUGAGGUCUUUGCAAUUUGAAGGUAUUUGCAGAAUGAUAAAACUUUAAGCAAGCUUGAAGAUGGAAAGCAUUUGCGUAUACAGAAACUGCAUGUACCUGUAAUGUCAAUACUUGAGAGGCUGAGCCAGGAAGAUGGCAAAUUCCAGCCAUCUGUGAGGAAGACACACUGCAGUGGUCGGAAACACAAAGAGAAUGUGAAAGACUAUUAUCAGAAAUGGAUGGAAGAGCAGGCCCAGAGCCUGAUUGACAAGACAACGGCUGCAUUUCAACAAGGGAAGAUCCCUCCUGCUCCGUUCUCUGCUCCUCCGCCUGCAGGGGCCAUGAUCCCACCUCCCCCCAGUCUCCCGGGCCCUCCUCGGCCUGGCAUGAUGCCUGCCCCCCACAUGGGAGGCCCUCCCAUGAUGCCAAUGAUGGGCCCCCCUCCGCCCGGAAUGAUGCCCGUGGGACCAGCUCCUGGGAUGAGACCACCCAUGGGAGGCCACAUGCCCAUGAUGCCCGGACCUCCCAUGAUGAGACCUCCUGCCCGCCCUAUGAUGGUGCCCACCCGGCCUGGCAUGACCCGGCCAGACAGAUAAGAGCAGAAGCGCUCUUGAUGGUUUUGUAUUUCUUGUUCUGUUCCACCAGGAGCUCUUGGUGCUGAGCCCGAGUGUUUACUAGAUGCAUGGAAAGGAAACUUCCCUUCCUAACUGAAUAUUUUUGGAGGGAGAAAUAAUACAAAAAAGUGCAGUUUUCACUUAUAUUGUGAAAUGUGAAAAUAAAGUCAUCAGCUCUUUUAGUUAAA